Messenger RNA from Cydia strobilella, 593 nucleotides. RefSeq lists its product as uncharacterized. The coding region runs from base 20 to 511 and encodes 163 amino acids. The record is from RefSeq and is a predicted model, not a curated record. The transcript is spliced from 5 exons. Lineage: Eukaryota; Metazoa; Arthropoda; Insecta; Lepidoptera; Tortricidae. Gene Ontology annotation, molecular function: odorant binding.
GUGUCAUUCGUCAUAAAACAUGCUUCGUUUAACAGUGUUGGCUAUUGCAUUGAUUACCGUGUUGGCCGACGGUGAUGAGAAAAAAAAAUGUAUGAGGCUAUUUCAUCCGGGAUCUAUGCAUUGCUGUAGAAACAAAAUGCCGCCACCGAAUGUAGACAAAGACGAGCUGAAUGAAUGCUUCAAGAUUCCACAUCACCAUUCUUGCGAGCAUGAUAUUUGCAUUGCGAAGAAACGCGGGUUCUCCUCCGAUGACGGUACUGUCGACAUGGACGCAUGGGAGAAGAUUGUUACGGAAGACUUUAAAAACUCUCCUACGUUGGUAGAAGCCAUCAAAGAGAACUGUAUCAAGGGUGACGUCAGCAAAUACGGACCACCUGAUGCUUGCCAGCUGACCAAAUUGAAGAUGUGCGUGCAUAGGUCUAGUAUCCAAGACUGCAAGGAAUGGGAUGACGAUGGCCCGUGUGCUGGCAUCAAGGACCUGGUGAUGGAGUGCGCCAAGAUGGAAGAAUAAACAACUGACUACCUAAUAACUAAUAGUGUUCUUAAUCUUAAAGAUUGUUUUUGCAAACGGUAUGCUACUUAUUUAAAUAAAA